AAGUGAGAUAAAUGGUUUAUGUGCACCAAUUGCACCGUUGACACAGGGGCGCCUUGACACACGGGAGGUCGCCGUGCUGCGCACCCGACACCGGUGGCCCUGUCCUGGCUGGAUGUCUGUCCUUGGCCUCGACCCUCCUGCCUCUGUUUCUCUCCUUCCUGUCCCUUAUUUGUGCCUAAAUAACCGCAUGCCAGUCCGGCUGUUGCAUUGACUCCUCCAACUGCUUGCGAUGUUGACGGCUGUCACCGCCUCUCUUUCUUCCUCUCUCUUCCCUCCCUCCCUCCCUCUCUCUCUCUCUUUCUCCCCUCUUCCUUCCCACCCUCCUCACAGGCACCCUGCCGACACCGUGGCAGCCACAGAGGACAUGAUGCCGUCCGUGACCACAGUCACCACAAACUCUGACACCAUCACCGAGACCUUUGCCACUGCCCAGAAUAGCCCCACCAGUGAGACCACCACGCUAACCUCCAGCAUCACACUGCCAGACACCCCCGUGCCCAAUGCCACCGCUGGGGCCCCCAACCAGGGCACGCCUUCCAAAACGGCCGCUGCCCCUUCGCCCCCACCGGCCUCCGCCCCCAAAGUGGCCCCCCUGGUCGACCUCAGCGACACCCCCACGUCCCCUCAGGCCGCCGGCAAUUUAUCCUCCAAUGUCCUCAACCACCAGGGGGCGGUGUUGAGCCCCAGCUCCACCGCCAAGGGGCCCGAGGCUCCCAAGGGCCCCGCUGUUGCCUCCCCACCCUCAAAUCCAGCCAGCCUUCCGGCCUCAUCCGAGCCCAGGCAGGAGGCAGCCUCCAGUGCCAGGAGCCCGGAGAAGGAAGCCGCGCGGAGCAGCGCAGCCAAGAGCCCGACGGAGGCACCGAAGACCGCGGGGGCCCCGAAAGGCGAGGCGGCCCCAGCGGGGACCAGAAACCCUCCUCAGAAUGAGGACUUUAAAAUGGACGAGGGGACCUUCCAGACACCUAAUCUUGACCUUGCCAAGGAUGUUUUUGCCGCACUGGGCACAGCGGCCUCCGCUGCCGAAGCCCCAGCCGCAGCUCCUGCAGCCACCCUGGAGACCUCGGCAUCGCCAGCGCCUGCCAAGACAGAGUAGGCCUCCCGCUUGUGCCCCAUUGUGACGCGCCCCUUCUCUUUCCUGCACUGGGGGGGAUGGUCACCGGCCCACUGCUUUGCCCCCUUUUUUCUCUGUGUUAACCUGGCUUUUUCUCUAAGCGAGCUAACCUCCGCCGUGGCUCCUUCACCAUGAC
This is a messenger RNA of Thamnophis elegans (Western terrestrial garter snake), 1247 nucleotides long. RefSeq names its product neural cell adhesion molecule 1-like. The record is from RefSeq and is a predicted model, not a curated record. Lineage: Eukaryota; Metazoa; Chordata; Lepidosauria; Squamata; Natricidae. The transcript has a single exon. Bases 230 to 1093 code for a protein of 287 amino acids.